Molecule: messenger RNA, 3437 nt
Organism: Acanthocheilonema viteae
Lineage: Eukaryota; Metazoa; Nematoda; Chromadorea; Rhabditida; Onchocercidae
Source: the annotation of a GenBank genome assembly
AUGGUAAACCAAUCAUUGAAUUACGAAUCUCAUCGGAGAUGUUCGGAUAAAAAAUAUACGCUGUACAUAAUCAUCGAUGUUCGUGAUUGUUCGGAAGAAUGCCUUCACUCUUUUCUUCAUGAACUACGACAAUCAGCCUCAUGGCUCGAAGGUACGAUUGAUUGCAUAUUAUGGGUUAUCGGGUCCUCUUUGCAUAAUAUUGAAACUAUCAUCAAUGAAGAUCUCAUUUUAUCAAGAGCUAAAAAUAUUGUGGCCGAUAUCGGGAGUAUUACGAAAUAUAUUGAAGCGAGCAAUUUUUCAACAUAUUUAAAUGGUUUAAUCGACCCAGAGAUUACACGGCAUUUUCUCCGCAUGCGAUUCUGCGUGGAAGAUUUGCUGAAAAAAACACACAAAACAGCGAAACUUUAUAUGAGCUUACAUGAAUAUUUAAAACAAUUUGAAGUGCCGCAAGAUCUCGCAAUCGUCAAUACUGAUUUGUUGCGGAGACAAUCUGAAGAAUUAAAUAAUCGAUGGAAUGCUGUGAAAGAUGAACCAGAUGUUGUGUUUUUGUUGCAUCGUGGAGAAGUACUGUGUGAUGAGCUGAAAAUACAAUACUGCGAUCUUCAGCACCUUGAUUCUUAUCUCUUCGCUGAUUCAGUAAACCGUGCAAUAGCAGGCUUUGAAGAAGUUAAAGUAGUCAUGGAAAGAAGCAAUUCAAGCAUAUCGAGACGACUAUAUGCACUUCAGUGUUCUGUGGAAGCGAUCGAAUUUUUAAAAUACGUUCCAGAGGUGACGAAAUUUAUCAAUAAUGAAAUAAAUGAUUUGGAACAGCUGAAGAUAAUUAAGAUAUUCAGCGUUAUAAGAUUGACAUCUCAGAUCAGACAAGUAGAUAGUAAGACUAAAGAAUUAGCAAGAUACUUGAAUGAAGCUGAUAACCGUCUGAAAAAAGUAGCGCAUUUGCCAGAAGAGGGUUCAUUUGGAGAUAGAGACCGAAAUAAAAUCACUGAUACGUUUGAUUCAUUCAGUUCCUUCCUAGCAUCUUGUAAACAGCGCGCUAUGGAAGUGCGUUCUAUUGUUCAGGUUGCACUUGAUUCCCGUAUUCACAUCGAUCAGGUAUAUAAUUGGGCUUUGCUUCAUGCUAAAAAAAGUAAUGAUGAAAAGGAAAAGGAAAUAUUAAUGUCGAAAUAUCCGUCUACUGCUAUUGCUCGUCUUCACGAAUACAUCGCUAUUAAUUCAACUGACUGUACAGUUCGACAGGAAAUAGAAAAAUUACUUUCGGAUUGCGAAAAAGCCAUUAUAAGUUUGGAUCCUACACUCAAGAUUUCCGAUUUACGUUGCCAAAUGAGUACUAGCUCAAGUCAAGAGAGCGCUGAUGGUACUGCGAGUCAGGAAGUUGGCGCUGUUGAUUCAUGCUUUAGUGGGGAAGCUGAUUGUUCUAUUAUUGAUUUGUCUUUGCCGAAAAGUCGUUGCUCUGAUUUGUCGGAUUCAGUGUCUGAUACACCAAUGGAGAUAUAUUCGGAUGUAGAGGAAAAUUUCACUGUUAAUUUAAGCAAUGAUUUUGAUGUAACUGAACAUCCUCGACAGCAGACAAGCCCAGCGCCGACACAGUAUGAAAUUCCAAUUUCAAAAGCAACAACUUCUACAGAACAUCGACAGCCGGGGCUAACGGAAACAGGAGAAGUUCGGUGGCGUCGCAAUUCAUGGGCACCAUCAUUACAUACUGGAACGUUGGAAAUCGUCGAAGAAUCUGCAAUCGGAGCUGCACCCGUCACUCUUAAUAUGACUAAUAAAAUCAUUACGUCAAUGUCAACAAACACAUUACACAAAAGGCUGGACCAGCGUCGUUCUGUUAGCACUGUUCCAUUACGUCUUCCAAAUCCAUUUCUAAUAAACGGAGCUGUCCGACCUGGAUCAGCACGAUUUGUUGUAUCGCAAAAAUCACGGCGUCCACUAAUAAGAACUUCCAGUAGUGAUUUUUUGGAGGAGGAUUGUCGCUCAGCUCUGAGUGCUUUCCAGUUUCUGGAUGAUGAUUGUUGCACCAUAAGCGAAUCACCUCAACCAGCUGUCGCAUCAGCAUUCUCAGCUCUUGAUUUCUCGAUGCGUUCCGAGCAGAUAGAUAUGAUCCGAGAUUGGCUAAGUCCGGCGAAAACAAGCGAUGCGAAUUUCAGAAUUGAAUGUACUGUUGUAAGAGAUUUGCUCGAUUCAGAAAUCGAUUAUGUCAGCGCGUUAAGACUUGUGGUUCAAGAUUUCAUGCCGGAAAUGGCUCGAGUUGACAUUCCGAGUGCGCUUCGUGGCAAAAAGUCAUGUAUUUUUGGAAAUAUUGAAAAGCUUUUUCAGUUUCAUGCUCAUUCAUUUUUGCCUCAGCUCAUCUCACGGUUAAGGUUUCGUCGUGCUGAUGAAUCAGUUUCAAUGACAACUGGACGAUUGUUUCUGGAUAAUCUUAGCUAUUUUGAAUUGUAUGCACUGUAUGCAAAAAAUAAACCCAAAUCUGAUCAAUUAAUGCGCGAAGCUGGUCAUAAGUUUUUUAGCUCUGUACAGAGCAUGUCUGACCUAUCACAUUUAUUAAUUAAACCGAUUGAAAGGAUAGGUAAAUACGCGCUUGCACUUCAGCAACUUCUCAAUGCUGCACCAUCAAAUAAAGUGGACGUUUUGGAGGUGUUGGAAAAAGUAGCUGUGGUGGUUGGACAGCAGAUUCGUCAUGGUAAUGAUUUAUUAGCAAUGGAACGAAUAAGUAGUUGUGAUUUGAAUCUCAAAGAGCAAGGAACUUUGUUACGACACGACACUAUGUAUGUCACUGAAAAACGUGGCUUACAAUCUAAGAAACGCGUACGAAAUGUAUUUCUGUUUGAGAAUUGUGUUGUCCUUACAAAGCCGAAAUUAUCACGAUCAUGGAGAGGAAGUACAUUUGAUGAGCUGAAAUAUAAAAGUAGUAUACAGAUGACUGAUUGUGGUUUGACAGAAAUGGUGAAAGAUUCGAGGGUUAAAUUUGAAUUAUGGUUUCGUAAGCAUAAAAACUCGUUUACGUAUAUAAUGGAGUCACAAACAGCAAGUAUCCGUGAUGCUUGGGUUGAAGAUAUCCGUAACAUUCUUUGGAACCAAGCCAUUCGAAGUCGUGAGAAGAAUAUCCGCGAAAAGGCAAAUAUGGGCCUUGAGUUACAUUCCUCAUAUAUUCAUUUAGGACCACGUGCUACGCUUAGUGGUGGAUUUCGUGACUUUGGUUUUGUGGAAGGUACUCGACGGCCAUGCUCACUGAUAUCAUUAACAGCUUCAUCAUGUUCAAGCUCAAAUAAUUUGGGACGAGUACAAGCAGGGAGAGGUACAUGCGAAAUUGGUAGUGAUCUUUGUCGAGUGGAAGAAGAUGAUGAAUGGGAGAAUAUGCAUGAGUCCAGUCCAACUGUCAAGUAUGCAGAAAGCACACUUCCACGUUUCCGAGCUCCACCACCGCCAGACCUCAAUCA